Messenger RNA from Cajanus cajan (pigeon pea), 384 nucleotides. NCBI's taxonomy places the organism in Eukaryota, Viridiplantae, Streptophyta, Magnoliopsida, Fabales, Fabaceae. The record is from RefSeq and is a predicted model, not a curated record.
AUGGAAACACUGAAUCAGCUUACUUCUGUUGAUAUACAUGCACAGGCCUCCACCUCUGCCGUAUCUGUUCCUCAAAGAAUUUAUCCGGAUGGGAUGAGACCUGAGUUUGACUUUGGGGCAUUAGGCAUAUACAAUGCCCCAUGUUGGAGUGUUGAGCUUCCUGACGGUUCUGGUGGUACUCAAGUUUUGCCGGUUCCAAGGGCACCAUUGGUGGAAGGAUUGCCUCUGCCUCCCAACAUACAGGAGCCACACAAGGCUGCUUAUGAGUAUUUGUUUGAGCUAGUUGGUGCCCUGAAACAUAUGAUGGUAACAAGGGAGACUGAGAACAUGGCCCUUGUGUCUGCUUUGCGAAGUAGAGCUAGGAAACGAAAGGGUAAGGGGUAA